CUCUCUCUGUUCCUCUAGCACUCCCUUCCUUGCAUUCCCUUGUACUCUGGAGCAGACGGUGGUCGCGCCUCGGUCAUCUCUUGUUCCAUCAUGUCUUCAAACUACUUCCGGAUAGACGAGCACAAGAUAGAAGCAUCGCAUAUACGUGGAUUUCCACGAGCAACAGCAAACAAGCAGGACGAUGUCCUGUACCUGGCAGUGAAGCAGUACACGCCGCUGCGCAACACGAGCCCGAAACCUGGCGACAUCACCAUCAUUGCCGCGCAUGCGAAUGGGUUUGCAAAAGAGCUAUAUGAACCGCUGUGGAAUGAGCUCCUGAAGCGAUGCGAGCAACAGGGCUUUGGUAUCCGUGGCAUUUGGAUAGCCGAUGUUGUGCACCAGGGCUGGAGCGGCGUUCUGAAUGAGGGCAAAUUGGGAAAUGACCCCGCCUGGCUUGAUCACAGCAGAGAUCUCCUCCACAUGGUCAACCUUUUCCGCGACCAAAUGCCUCGCCCUAUUGUGGGCGUCGGCCACAGCAUGGGUGGCUGUCAACUCGCCAAUCUUGCUCUCCUUCAUCCCACGCUUUUUGAGACGCUGGUUCUCGUAGACCCCGUUAUUCAGGGGAAAGUUUCGAUUCUUGGCAACGUCUCGCCAGCAGCCGCCUCAGCAAGACGUCGCGAGCGCUGGCCAACGCGCGAAGAAGCCGCAAGCAGCUUCGCAAAGAGCAAAUUCUACCAGACCUGGGACCCGCGGGUACUGGAUGCUUGGGUCAAGAACGGACUGCGGGACAUGCCGACACAACUGUUCCCCGAUGGAAAGCAGCCCGAGGUUACCCUCACAACCACCAAGCACCAAGAAGUGAUGACCUUUUUGCGCAGCAACUUUACCGCAAGGCCGGGAGACAAGGAGCCAUCAUCAGCCGAAUUCACAUUGAGCAAUCCAAAAGUGAACAGGAGGACACACCCAGACAUGACGCCGUGCGAUGAGCCCCAAACGCCGUUUUACCGCGGCGAGAGCACACUUGUUUUCAACCAAUUACCGUCGCUCCGCCCGUCGGUUUUCUACAUCUUUGGCGAACUUUCCUUCUUGACUAACGAUGCCAUCAUUGAAGAGAAGAUGCGCAUGACAGGAUCUGGCGUCAGCGGCAGCGGAGGCCGUGCAGAGGGCCGUGUAGCAAAUGUCACGGUCAAGGGGACCGGACACUUGAUUCCCAUGGAAAAAGUCGACGAGAGUGCAGACCAUAUCGGCAAAUGGAUCAGUAAGGAAAUGGAGAGGUACCGGGAUUGGGAGCGCAAGACGGAGGAGGAAUGGAAUGGCAAACAGGGCAUAGAGAGGAGCGUAAUGCCCCAGCGGUUCAUAGAGGAGCUGGAUGCACUCAUCAAGCCGCGAGAGAAGAAGACGUCAAAGUUGUAAUUUAUCGUUAGAUUUGAACAGUGUAUUAGUACUAAAAUUGUCUUGA
This is a messenger RNA of Exserohilum turcica Et28A, 1438 nucleotides long. RefSeq lists its product as uncharacterized. NCBI's taxonomy places the organism in Eukaryota, Fungi, Ascomycota, Dothideomycetes, Pleosporales, Pleosporaceae. The transcript has 2 exons. Bases 91 to 1392 code for a protein of 433 amino acids. The record is from RefSeq and is a predicted model, not a curated record.